Drosophila novamexicana is the source of this 3337-nucleotide messenger RNA. It is a transcript of the gene Smg6, whose product is annotated as telomerase-binding protein EST1A. NCBI's taxonomy places the organism in Eukaryota, Metazoa, Arthropoda, Insecta, Diptera, Drosophilidae. Gene Ontology annotation, biological process: nuclear-transcribed mRNA catabolic process, nonsense-mediated decay. Gene Ontology annotation, cellular component: telomerase holoenzyme complex. Bases 143 to 2989 code for a protein of 948 amino acids. Gene Ontology annotation, molecular function: protein binding; telomerase RNA binding; telomeric repeat DNA binding. The transcript has 11 exons. The record is from RefSeq and is a predicted model, not a curated record.
UGUUCAACUUCAACUUGGCAUUUGUGUAGAUAUUUCUGCGUAAUACUUGUGAUAGUAACAUUUUGAUUAUAGAAAACAAAGGGGAAUCACGUUCAACGCAUCAAAACGGAAUAAAUGCAGCUGGAAAAGCAACAUUCGAAAUAUGAGUCGAAAGGGAACAAAAGAUCAAAAUGAUAUAUCGCUAAUCAUUGGGACUCUACCGAAACGGCUACAGAACAAGUUCGCUGCAAGCUGUAGUAACAACAGCCACGCAGCAGAGGAUGCUGAAAAUACGGAACCUACGCCACCAGCCAGUACAAGGCCAGUCAAAAUUCUGAGCAAGCCGAGGGAAAAUGCUGGAAAUACGACAGGAAUAUCCGCACCCGUUUUGGAUACCAGCGGGUGCAGCAGCUUGGAGAACAGGUCGACCGAAGUGGGCAUACCUGGCAUACUGCGGGUAAAUGCCAGUCCAGCAAUAACCACAGCUGCAUCGAGCGCUGACAGCGUGCGUACUGUGCAUAGAACACGUAGACGCAACCGUACGCGUUCGGCACGGAUGCAUGAACAAACCCCGUUGUCGCCACUGUCACGCGUACGUCUCACCACCGACCAUCCGGCGUGGUUUGAGCAGCUACUGAAUAUGGAUAACGUCAAGAUUAUUGUGCAAUUGUACGAUCAGCUAAUGGUGUUGCAGCAACGAAAUUUAAUUCUUAUCAACUGGAAGAACUUUUGCAGCUUGCAUGGACAGUUACAAGAGGCGUUUUGCUGUUUAUUGCUGGAACAGUUGAAAUUCGUGUGUGAACACAAAGUGGACGCAUUUUUUUGGAAGCUUCUCUUUUACAAUGUGCGGGAGUAUUUAAAGCGACAGCAAACGAAUGUGGCCCAAAGGCACAUGCUACUGCUCAUCGAGCAGUCUAUAAAGUUUUACCGAGCGCUCUUUGACAAGCUCAUGGCCAAGUACAUCUCCGCGCGCUGUGAAAGCGCAGUAAAGGUGGUCGCUCAACGUUUGCUCAUCUGCUUGGGCGACUUGUCACGCUAUCGCGCGAACCACUUGCAAUUAACGGACUUUACAGAGGCCUGCAAAUACUACCAGCGGGCUCAGGAGCUUGUGCCUGGCAAUGGAGCGCCCUAUAACCAAUUGGCCAUUGUUGCUAUUUAUAGUCACAAGCGCUUCGAUGCUGUGUAUUAUUAUAUGCGCAGCCUAUUAACAUCCAAUGCUAUACAAUCGGCCAAAGAGAGUCUACUUGAUUUGUUUGAUGAAAUCCGCCGCAAAUAUGAGGAAACCGAAAUGAAGCAAUCUCCCAUGCAUUGUGCCGCUAGCAAGCCCAAAAAAUCAAAGCAAAUGCGCAGGGAAGUUUGGAUUUAUCCAGAUGGCAUAAGGCGUUUGCAUCGAACCGAUGUCAAAGCCAAGGCGAAGAACAGGCCAACUAUAACCGAAGUAAAUCGCUACGAUGAAAUGUCAGCAGAGGAUUUGCUACCACGCGUUGUCUCGCUGUACCUGUAUCUAGUGGGCAAACUUUUUACGGCCACUGACAUUGAGUGUAUGUACCAGCAGCUGGGAAAGCUGCAGGUUCAACUCGGUGCGGCUCUCAAGUAUGAAAAUCUCGUGUCGCGCACCAAACUUUUGAAAAUGGUGGCACUAAAUGUAUUUGUAUUGGAGCAUAACAAGCUAAAAGCUAAUCGUCGUGAAAUGCGUUAUCAUAGCUUCAACUUUGCCAACGCAUUGUUUGGUCUAAUGCUGAGCAGGGCUAAUGAACAACUUGCAGGUCUCACGGAGGAGUCUGCCGAUCUGCAAUGCUUCACAGAUGAAGAAUUAACACGGAUCAACACUUAUCUGCAGUUUGUGAAGAUCUACACCCAUUGGCUGACCAUCAAUGUGAACCUUUGGGAGCCUGUGCGCACUGAAGAUCACUCAUUCAUUGACUGCUGGGCGGAGCUGCAAAUUCUUUUUGAUCACCUUGAAAUCAUAUACAACAAACUGGAUACAGAUACAGACAUUAGAUUUACCAAUGUCGCGUUGGAUGAGGACGUUGUGCUUAGCGGUUUUGAGCCAUUGGGUCGUGAUGUGGUUAGCAGAGAAUGCUGCCAUCGUAGUUCCGAGCGUGUGCAGUUUGUGGAACGCAUACGACAAAUAUUGCUAUUCCAGGAGAUUUACAUACAACAUCAGGAAGCAUUGCAGCUGCCGCUAAAUGCGAGCUUCACAAUCGAGGAUUUAAACACCGCUAUGCAAGUGGCACUUAAUGACUUUAAUGUGGAAAGCUGCGUUGUAUCCACGUCUGCUGAGAGUUGCACAUCCGAGCCAAGUUUAGAAGAAGUGGACGCACAGUGCUCGACGAUUGCCAAUGCGGAUGUGUCGCAACUGUGCAAACUGAAAAAACAACUCGAGGCAAAAGCCAAAGUCAAACAGAUUUGCAGUAGCAAGUUGGAGGAAAUUCUGAAAUUAGUUGAUUCCAAAUUGUACAUUGAGGUGCGUCCGCGUUACCUUUUGCCUGACACCAAUUGCUUUAUCGAUUGUCUGGAGGAUAUUGAAAAACUAUCAAUGGAAUUUAAGCGCUAUACUAUUAUUAUACCGCUGACGGUGGUAAAAGAGCUUGACGGACUAUCUAAGGGUGUCAAGUUGGAUUCGUAUCGCAGCUCUAAGCAGACGCAACGCAUUCAUCAUUUCGAUGAAGUAUCAUCGCGGGCCAAAAAGUCUCUGGAGUUCAUUAGAUCUGCCAAAAAUAAUGUUAAAUGCGCUACAACAAAAGGCUCUGUUAUUAAUGCUUCGUUGUUUGCACUCGUUGAGGAGGAGUACGCCUCCAACGAUGACAAGAUUCUGGCAACGGCUGUUGCUGUUUCCAAGAACACCAGCUCUGAACAAUGCAGAGAUGGGAAGUGCUUUAUUCAAACGGAACUGGUGCUCAUCACCACCGAUCGGAAUCUGCGCGUAAAGGCAUUGGCGCGCAAUCUGGCAGUUAGCGCCUUGGAUGAGUUUUUGCAAUGGGCGAAGGACUGUCGUGAAUCAACCUGAGCGCCAACAUUGAGGGAAAAUUGCGAUACCGUGCUGACAAUUGUAUCAGGUUCAUCCACCUGCGCAUGCAUGCUGUGAAGAGAGAGCUUGUACUUUCAAUAUUACCAUCAUUAGACAUAUUUGACUAUGUAUGUUGCGGCCAACAGUCGUAGCACACGUAAACAUGGGACGUGGCUCUGCGCUUGAAGUUGGAGCAUAGUUAUGUGCUGGUUUUGUUCGCGUGAGGCUAUUGCCAAAUCGAUUCGGCUUGAAAUAUUUGGCCAACCGACAUAUCAACAUUUGCUUUCCAAAUUUUUACAUACAUUUGUGAUUUGCGUUAAAACAAUAAAAUAAAAAUUGAAGGGUUGU